Molecule: messenger RNA, 294 nt
Organism: Sparassis crispa
Lineage: Eukaryota; Fungi; Basidiomycota; Agaricomycetes; Polyporales; Sparassidaceae
Exons: 3
Coding region: 1-294 (97 amino acids)
Source: RefSeq, a predicted model, not a curated record
AUGUCUCAUCUUGCACGGAGCAAUGGGAGGCCAGAACCGGAGGUUAUAGUCAACUUCGCAGACGGAUGUGCGUAUUCGAAGGGCAAGAUGGAGGAAGUGUUUCGGAGUGGAUUCAUGGACAAGCCUGUUGCUAAGCACGCGAGGGAGCCUGGUAGUGCAAAGCGGGAUGACAUAGAUCUCCUUGUGCACGAAUUGGAGAUCCCUCGACAUCAAGCAGAAAGGCUACUCAUCGAGAAGAACGGGGACAUCGUUCGAGUGCUCGAGGACUGGGUCUCUAUUCCAGGAUCAUCGUAA